ACACUUGUGCCUCAAUUGCCCGUGCUUCUCCCCCCCCGCCGAUCCUUUAAACAUCAAAGUCAUCCCCACCCCCUCAUACUAAAUGCCUCCCUUCAUUUCUUACACCACCCUCCACUAUCAACUCACAGAGAGCCCCUACCCCAUGCAAAAUUUUCCCGAGUACCUGGUGGGGCUGGAGAGCAUGGAGCCGCUACCGCAAGCUGAGGAGGAUGCGUGGGAAUUGCGCCGCGCGCUGUAUCGAUCGGUGGUGCUGGGCAUGUUCCGGUUUUCCAUGUCGUACGACGAUCACAACAUCGUCGAGAACCUGCAGGUGUACUACGUCAUCUCGAGGCCUAAGCCGGAGAAGGAGGGCACAGUGGCAUUAUACCCGUUCGGGGAGAUCGGGACAAGCAGGCUGGGACUUAUGAAGCUCAUUCAUAUCGAGUUGCUGUCUAUCGCGCAAGUGAUCGCCAGCGAAGAAGAGGAUUUCCAACUCCGCCUGCGAACAACAUCGGCUGCACGGCGAUCUUACCACGCGGCGGUAAUACCGGACUAUAUCGCGCGGGAGGGGGGAAAGGUGGUGAGCAUUGCGGAUCGAAAGUCGUUGCGGCCUCCCUCAUCCUACCCCAAGCCAGUAGGCCCGAGGGCCCUCAGGAAGACGCCCAAGAAGAGACGUCGCCAGCCAUCGCCGGAAGCGCAAGGAAGCCGAGUGGGACCGGUAGAAGAGGUGGACAAGGUCGGGUGGGUGCAGAAGCCAGAUCUCGUUCCAGAGAGCAAGGCGACACCGAUCGAGGGACUUUCGUCGAGGGAAGUAGCAGAAACAAGCAGAUUUCGGAUACGCGGGAACCCUCCGGAGCCAACACCUCAGUCGCCGCUCCUUCCCGACCUGAAUCUUGAUGGAGUCGGCCCAUCAGCACCAGCAUGAGGAGGAGGAGUGGGAAAAGUACCAUAUCCCGCAGCCGAACCCCCCUUCCUCGCAGGACCUUUCCGCUGUCGCCAGCCACCCAGGC
Messenger RNA from Chara braunii, 989 nucleotides. The record is from the annotation of a GenBank genome assembly. NCBI's taxonomy places the organism in Eukaryota, Viridiplantae, Streptophyta, Charophyceae, Charales, Characeae.